Ostrea edulis (European flat oyster) is the source of this 2150-nucleotide messenger RNA. RefSeq lists its product as uncharacterized. The coding region runs from base 243 to 1514 and encodes 423 amino acids. Lineage: Eukaryota; Metazoa; Mollusca; Bivalvia; Ostreida; Ostreidae. The record is from RefSeq and is a predicted model, not a curated record. The transcript is spliced from 3 exons.
UUUCCUUAUGGAAAUGGUCACCAUUGAUUUGGUUGUUUUUUUGUUUUUGUUUGUUGUUGUUGUUGUUUUUUCCUUUUUUGUUUGUUUGUUUGUUUGUUUGAAUAAUUGCAAGAAGAGCCUGACCCAAUCACCCUCCAAUUCCGUUAUCUAAAGGAUUUCGGAUCUUGAUUAGAACCGAAACUUCCUAGGGUCGAACGUACAAAGGGCCGAAACCUUUGGUAACCGGAUUUAUUGAUACCAAUAUGGAGGAUGUUUCAAAUAUGUUGAAGAGAUUUGAGGGUUCGGAAGAGGAAGCCAUGCUAAAGAAAUGUUUGCAUUUACUUGACCCUCUUAAUUUUCUUAACUUUGUCAUAAAAUCUUGCAAUGCCUUUACACCCGUUUCGUUUUCGAGUGCAGACAUUGUUUUAAAACCACUUUACGACGAGCAUUUAAGAGGAAGCAUCCAGAACCGAACAUUUUGUCAUCAGUUUGAAGAAGUUGAACUGGAGGAACUGGUGCCUCGUUAUACCAAAGUGACGUUUCAUCAACUCUUUAACAUGGACAUUGUAAAGGAAUUGUCCACAAAUGGAGUGAGAGGUCUAAAAGAAGAAUAUAAACCGGCCUUGCUGACUAUUUUGACGUAUUUGCGCAAUUUAGAGUUUCAUAUGGAGGCUAUGUCCUGUAUGGGAGGAUUGGAUGAGACUGAAGUGACCGCUAUAAUGGUGGUGCAUUUUCUGUCGCAGCUGAUUCCAGGAAAAGACUACGUGACAGACAAUAGGUCCAGUGGUGUUUCACAGACUCAAAAGUGUCCAUGUCAACAUAAGAAUUGUAAGGAAACUGUAAAAUCUGGCUGUACAGCAAUAGGUUCCUCUCCAGUUUGGCAUGGUUAUGCAGACAUUCUUUUAAGUCAGAAGAUAGCAGUAUCUGUUCUUCCAAAGCCACCAACGUCUGAUAAGGAGAAAACACCAAGCAAGGAAGAUACAGACAAUGUGGAGGGUCCAUCAGCAUCAAAACGUGUGUGUAAGCCUGAUCAGGAUUCAGAGGAGGUGAAAGAUACACUCGUAGAAACCGCCAUAAUGGAUUGCAGUGUUUCAAAACAAAUGAUAGCACAAGCCAUAACAAACGCCUUUGCUCGGUUGAAUGCAAACCCUGAAUUGUCUGGAUGGUUAAUUCCCACACUUGCUUGCACAAGGGAUGAUUUUCUUGUAUUCCUUUAUGACCCCAAAAAUGAUGUGUUGCUGCAGUGUGAGAUAGAAAUUCCUAUUUGGGUUGAGAAUACACUCAGUAUGAAUGCAGUUAUUCAAAUUUGGAUGCUUUUGAACUUUACAUUUUUCAUGAACAAAAACCUUGCAGAUGACUAUGAGAUAGAAAAGUCAAACUUUCAUGAUCUUGUAGACAAAAUGUUGCCCCUUUACAGGAGCACUAGCUGUCAUAAGUUUUUCACUGGUGACUGUUCUCCCAUUGAAGAGACUUAUAAGCGUAUGUUAAGGACUUGUCGUCUCUGGGCAAAAGAAGCCCCCCAAAAGAAAAACUGAUGUCAAUGAAUGUAAUUUUGUCAAGCUCCAAUUAUUUCUUGUAAUACAUUUUAUUGUCUGCCGUCCUUUUGACUUCCAGAUGGGAUUUAUGGUGCAAUUUUGUCUGUACAUGGUUCAGAUGUUAUAUAUCUCUGUAUUUUUACAUUGCCACCUUAAACUUUAGAAUCAAAUAAUCCACAAUAUAUUUCCCCACACCACAUGUGUCAAAACAAACCUUUAAACAUUGAAGUCCCAAAUUGAACUGAGCCAUGAUAGGUUGCUAGUCAAUUUGAGGGUGUUGAUUUCCAUAUUUAUCAUAUGUUUCAAUAUUUUGACAUGUAGUUAUCUUUCCUGUUUCCAUUCCUUGUGAGAAGGCUUUUUCUUUGGUACCAAAGUUUCUGACCUUAUACUAGGGCUAUCCAAAAAGUCCGAGGACUGUGACGUUUUUGUCAAUUUUUUUUUUUUUUUUAAAUCAGAUUCUACGAACUCUAUAACAAAAUAUUUGUUGUGAAAUUCUGAUUCAUAAUAUGGUAGAUUUUGAUGUUACAUCUUACAUUGAGGUCUUGAAAGGUCAUGGAGGUCACAUGUGGUCUAAGGUAAAAAGGUAUGUACAUGUAGAUGAUGUAUACAGAUAUGCUGAUAAAAGAUACUUUUUUU